CGAAUACUACGGACAGCAAGGUGGUUUGGUGUAACGCCGAUGGAGCAUGCGGAUAUGUUGUUUGCUACAAAUCAUACGACGGAUUGCAUAUUUAUGGAGAAAAUGUUGGAAAACUAUUAUAACACGUAUACGUCUUGUAAGUAUUCCCGCCGCAAGCGGAAGUGGUUUGUAGCUCUUAACAAACGUGGUCGGCCUCGGCGUGGAAACCGCUCUAGGAACAAACAGAAAUACGCUCAGUUUUUAGUGCUUCAUCUAGAUGAUGAAGAGUACAACGGUAGAAGGCGAAAGUUCUUUAGCAACAGUCCGUUUGGUCUGAACAGUUUCACCCAGAAGUGGAGAAAUAGGAAACUGCCGUGGAACAGCAAUACACAUGUGAGCGAGAGCCGAACGUAUCAGCUGCAGCGCUUGAAGCAGACGGCGCAUGGCUCGCGCGAUGGUCAUGCGUGA
Molecule: messenger RNA, 447 nt
Organism: Soboliphyme baturini
Lineage: Eukaryota; Metazoa; Nematoda; Enoplea; Dioctophymatida; Soboliphymatidae
Source: the annotation of a GenBank genome assembly